Dicentrarchus labrax (European seabass) is the source of this 3459-nucleotide messenger RNA. RefSeq names its product CLOCK-interacting pacemaker b (gene cipcb). The transcript is spliced from 4 exons. The coding region runs from base 348 to 1526 and encodes 392 amino acids. Gene Ontology annotation, biological process: negative regulation of circadian rhythm; negative regulation of DNA-templated transcription. Gene Ontology annotation, cellular component: nucleus. The record is from RefSeq and is a predicted model, not a curated record. Lineage: Eukaryota; Metazoa; Chordata; Actinopteri; Moronidae.
AUUUUGGAACAGUUGUUGCUCAGAUGAGCGGAAGCCCACGGCUCGGUAAUAGCCUACUUUCUGUUUUGACGUCCGGCGGGGACAAUUAAACCGCAACGGUCAACGGCUGUUGCCACCGUGCUCCGCAUGUGACCGCGCCGAGAGGGGCGGGGCGGAGCGGGCUGUCUCGUGUAUUGUACCGUGGAACACAGAGUUCUAGUGAACGUAGCUGGGCAACGGCAGCAACGGCAACAGCAGCAACGGCAGCAACGACGACGGCGGACACACCAAGAAGAAGAAGAACAGACGACAACAGAAAGGCUUCAAGCUCGUUUACAGACAGCUUUCAACAACAAACAGGAGAAAAGAUGAGCACCAAGAGGAAGGCAGAGAGUCACUCAAGGGCAUCAAACAGACCACGCAUCAUGAAGUCUGCAGGCUCCCGGGCUGAUUCAGAGAGAGACUCCGGAUUCUCAGAUGCAAGCUCGGAGCACAUGAGCACAAUGGACAGGACAGACUCUGAGGAUUCACCCCGCCCUGUUGUACAGAAGGGACCGCAGACUUCUGGCUCGGGCUCUCAGCCCUCCCAGCUGGCUGUGGUGGGAGGCUCCUACUCCAACCUCUCUCCCAUGAUCAUCAUGAACAACGUCCUCCUCAAGCAGCCUGGAGAUAAUCCUCCUGCUCUGAAGCCCUGGGGCUUUAGUCCAGCAGUGGAGGUAGUCCAGCAGCCUCAGGUGGUCUUCCUCCAGCCUGUGGUCUCUCGUCAAGCUUCCUCUGCCUCCAAAGAGGCCUCUUCCAGACACAGACGCACUAAGAAGUAUCUUCCAAUCCUGAAAUCUUACCCUAAGAUUGCUCCACAUCCUGGAGACAGCUCCAGUUCCUCAGGUAGAGGAACUGCUUCCUCAUCCUCCUCAUCCUCUUCUUCAGGAUCAGAGAGAGGCAGCAGUUUGACAUCAAACCACCGUCAGAGAGAGAGGCAGCAGAGAAGUCAAUGUGGUGGUGCCAGUAACUCUGGCUCAUCCACUCCCAGUCUUCCUGCUAGCCCCAGCAUGUCUCCUCUGCUCCAGAGCCGACUUUCCCUCCACACAACAGAAGCCAGUGUCAGCAGGAGCCCUGCCAGGGAGAGGCCUUCAUCAACUGUCAGCCAGUCAGAGUUUACCACCUCCCUGUCCUUCACUCACACCACUGGCUUGAAGAACGAGACACUCCCUGUUCCCCGGGGGGCCACACAAGAGAGAAGCUCACCAGAAGAACAUAACCACAGUGAUAGUGAUGCUGAUACAAAGAGGAAGCGCUUCUGCAACACUUACAACAUCCUGAGCAAAUCCGGCCUGCUAGACAUUGCACUCCGCACCAAGGAGCUCCACCGGCAGAACCGAAGAGCCCAGAACGACAUAGACCAGCUAAAAGAACACACCGACCUCUUCCUGCAGGCUCUGCGUAGCGGUGACACCAGCAUCUGUGUUAAGCUACAGGCCAGCCUUCAGGAGGAAGACAGAGAGAAAGAUAGGGAGAGAACUGCUCCGGCCAGCUUAAAGGCAGAUUAGACCUAGACUAGUGCUAGACAGUAAUCCUUUAGACUGAGAUGGGGAAAGGAGGGCCAGAGUUGGGGGGUUGGAGCAUACAGAGACAGAUGGACCGAAAGUAACAUGCUCCACAAUACACACCCACCCCCAGACGCUCUCACACAGACAGUGUGCUGUGGCCUACAUUUUGGCUGCCGGCUGCCUUAGGGCCCUGACACACCAACCCAACCUCUGCAGUUUAGUGCAGAUAAAGACUUUUUGUUGCUUCGUGUCUUCUGCUAAGAAGUUGCACGUGAACUCACUGUUUGACUAAAGCUGGAGGCCAGUUGACCGUCACACCUGCACAUAACAUAUGUUCUGUGUUAGAGGAAAAGUUUUAGUCAGUAGUCUGUAUUUGUAAUCCAGGAGAUAUCAAAGAAAGACACUCUUUGUACACUCAAUUAUGAAUUGAGAAUUUGUUUCAAUGGACAUUGUGCACUUUUCUUUGCUGCCCCUUGAAUGUUGUUAACUUGUGGGAAAAGAAAAAAAUGACUAAAUGCACUAAUUUAGUAAAAUUCCAGAUUUGCUAUGCCAGUCGGAGAGCGUUCAAAUGGCCACAGAUGAGGUCGGAUGUGCCAUUAGAAGGACAUGCUGCAAAAACAAUUGCCGAUGGUCAGCCACACACUUAAAGGGCUGCCCAAUCACCAACUGUCUGCUUUGUGUGUCGGGGACCUAAGGUCAAACAAGGCCAGUACCACAGCUCACUGUUCUGCCAUAUUGAGCCUGACUAAAUCUUUCCACUGAAACUGCUACUCUGCUGCACAGAAAUCUUUUGCUCUUGGCAAUCAAGACCCAAAAGCCCUGAGAGAUUUGGAUCUAAAGGCAUGAAGGGGUGAACAAAUACAAAAAAGUUUUUCUUACUGAAAGCACAAUACAGGCUCAGAAUGUGAAAGCUUGACUAAAACCUGACUGGAUAGUUAAACUUUAACAGUGCAUGGCAAAGUACUUUAAUCUAAAACUGGAAAAUAUUGAGUAAACGUACUCAUUCUGAGUGUCACUACAUGAAUUUAAUCAGGCUGAUAUUUCUCUUGUUUCAACAGUUUUGAAUCAUUCAUGGCACUGAUGUUAACAGACAUCUAGUUAACAGUCAAAGUGUGUACAUAAUCUAAAUUUUUUUAUGCAGCAGUUAUGUAACAUCCAUGAUUAUGACAGGCUUAAGGAAAUGUUCUCAUGUCACAGUGAAUGCGUUCGAGGCGUCUUGCCAGUCAGGAUCUUUAAAUAGACAAACGUGCCUGAAGUGUCUUUUUAGUUGUUGUUGAUGGCAGCUAUGAUACAGUACAGACUGGCUGGAAGUCAAGCUCUUAACAGCCAUUUAGAGAUGCUUCCCUGACAACAUCCCAGGGUUGGUGAAUAGUGCUUCCUAUUGUCUAUUCAUAUUUAUCAGUGACUUGUGUUCUAUAAUUUGUUUUUCUGUAUUUUUUAUACCCAUGGAUGUAAUUUAAUGUGGAAAUAUGAUCUAACUUAUGUGCAGUUUUUCUGUUUUAAGUUCCUUUUUAUUUUUCACCUGUAUGAAAUAUUCAUUGUGUGUACCUUUUUUUUGAGACUAUCAAGUAAGAUUUCUUGAUAAAGACCAGUUGUUGCAACUUUGACCCUCAAAUCCCUAUUUGUGGUCAGAUUAUACAUUUUUUGGAUGCUUAUAAAUUAUGGCCUUAUUGUCUAAACCCAGUGUAUGUCACAGAACUUUGCAUUUGCACUAAAACGAUAAGAGAGUAGCUCUGAAGCAAUUGCUGGGCAGAAUUUAAUGGCAGCUAAGGUAGUUUUUGUUUAGGUUAAAGUACAUAAAGUGCAUUGUGAGGCAACAUAAACACACUACCAGUGUAUACAUACUAUUCCUUUAGAACAGCCUACAACAUUUACAUUGACAGAUUGUUUUACUACUAGCAGUUUUGUCUGUAUUAAAACACAUUUUUGCAUA